AUGCAGUGGGUGAAGGUGCUUUUGGGUGUCGUGGGGGCUGCCGCCUUUCUAGGGCUGGGGAUCAUCCUGGGCCACUAUGUGGUUCCCAAGGGGGACAGCAGUCCUCCAAAGGAGACAGUCUCCCAGAAACUGGACUUUCAGGUCCUGGAGACGGUCAUGGCCCAGCUGGACACCGUGCGGAUCAGGGACAACCUCAGGGAACUCUCCCGGGAGCCCCACCUGGCCACCACCCCGCAGGACGAGAAGCUAGUGCAGCUGCUGCUACAGCGUUGGAGGAACCCAGAGUCGGGGCUGGACGCAGCCGAGGCCUGCCAGUACGAAGUGCUGCUGUCCUUCCAGGAGGGGCAGCCCAACACCGUGACCGUGGUGGAUCCCGCUGGCAAAACUCUCUUCUCCUGCCGCCAGAAGGAGAAGAACCUGACAGGGGAGCAGGAGGACCCCAACGUGGUGCCCCCUUAUGCUGCUUAUGGUCCGGGCGGAAAUGUAAAGGGCUUCCUGGUCUAUGCCAACCGAGGCACGGAUGAAGACUUCAGGGUGCUCCGUGACAGAGGCUUGGAUCUCAGGAACACGAUUGCUCUGACCCGUUAUGGGGGUGCUGGGCGUGGGGAAAAGGCCAUCAACGCUUUCAAGUACGGGGUGGCGGGUGUGCUGGUCUACACGGACCCCGCCAACAUCAAUGAUGGCAGGAGCCAGGAAAAUGAAACCUUCCCACACUCCUGGUACAUGCCUCCGUCGGGGGUGGAGCGAGGCUCCUUCUCUGAGAACUUUGGGGAUCCCCUGACGCCCUAUCUUCCAGCGACCCCCUCCUCCUUCCGCCUGGACCAGGGCAGCGUCCCGGGGCUCCCCCCGAUUCCCAUUCAGCCCAUUAGCUUCGAGGAUGCCAAGAUGCUUCUCUGUAACCUCCAGGGAGGCCCAGCACCCGAUUCCUGGCAGGGUGCUCUGGGCUGUGAGUACAAGCUGGGGCCCGGCUUCAUGUACGGAAACUUCUCUGAAGACAGCAAGGUGAACAUGAGUAUCCACAAUUACGUCGAGCUGCGCAACUCCUCCAACGUCCUGGGGAUCAUCCGGGGGGCUGUGGAGCCUGACCGCUACGUGAUCUACGGGAACCACAGGGACAGCUGGGUACACGGGGCCGUGGACCCCAGCAGUGGCACGGCUGUCCUCCUGGAGCUCACCCGGGUCCUGGGGACCCUGCUGAAGAAGGGCACCUGGCGCCCCCGCAGGUCGAUCGUGUUCGCGAGCUGGGGGGCAGAGGAGUUUGGCCUCAUAGGCUCCACGGAGUUCACGGAAGAGUUCUUCAACAAGCUGCAGGAGCGCACCGUGGCCUACAUCAACGUGGACAUCGCAGUGUUCGCCAACGCCACCCUGAGGGCGCAGGGGACGCCCUAGGUGCAGAGCGUGAUCUUCUCCGCAGCCCGGCAGGUGGGAAGGGCGGGGCCUAAUGAUCUCAGCGUCUAUGACAACUGGAUCCAAUAUUUCAACCGAAGCAGCCCCGUGCAUGGCGUGAUCCCCAACCUGGGCUCUCUGGGCGCUGGCAGCGACUACGCAUCUUUCAUCCACUUCCUGGGCAUCUCCUCCAUGGACAUCGCCUAUACCUAUGACCGGAGCAAGACCUCAGCUCGGAUCUACCCCACUUACCACACAGCCUUCGACACCUUUGGUUACGUGGACCAGUUUGUGGAUCCCGGCUUCAGCAGCCACCAGACAGUGGCUCGGGUGGCGGGGAAUGUGCUUCUUCGUCUCAGCGACAGCCUCUUCCUGCCCCUCAAUGUCAAGGACUACAGCGAGACCCUCCGCAGCUUCUAUGAUACAGUGAAGAAUGAAGUAGGGGCGGUGUUGGCGCAGAAGAAAAUCAACCUGGGGCCUCUGGGGAGCGCAGUGGAGAAGUUCGAGAAGGCCGCUGAGGCAUUGAUUCAACACCAGUCAGAGCUGCAGAACAACCCCGAGCCCCUGCAGGUCCGGAUGCUGAAUGACCAGCUGAUGCUCCUGGAGCGGACGUUCCUGAACCCACGAGCCUUCCCUGAGAAACUGUACUACAGCCACGUGCUCUGGGCGCCCCGCACCGGCUCCGUCCCCACGUUCCCGGGCCUGUCCAACGCCUACUCCAACGCCCUAGGCACAACUGAUGGCUCUCCACAGUGGGCCGAGGUGCAGAGGCAGUUCAGCAUCGUGGUGGCCGCCCUGGAGGGCGCAGCUGCUAUGAUGAGGCCUGUGGCUGACCUCUGA
Molecule: messenger RNA, 2226 nt
Organism: Sorex fumeus (smoky shrew)
Lineage: Eukaryota; Metazoa; Chordata; Mammalia; Eulipotyphla; Soricidae
Gene: NAALADL1
Product: N-acetylated alpha-linked acidic dipeptidase like 1
Molecular function (GO): carboxypeptidase activity
Source: RefSeq, a predicted model, not a curated record